This is a messenger RNA of Lathyrus oleraceus (garden pea), 1616 nucleotides long. RefSeq names its product monooxygenase 1. Gene Ontology annotation, molecular function: FAD binding. Lineage: Eukaryota; Viridiplantae; Streptophyta; Magnoliopsida; Fabales; Fabaceae. The coding region runs from base 64 to 1269 and encodes 401 amino acids. The transcript has 5 exons. The record is from RefSeq and is a predicted model, not a curated record.
AACAGCUAAACACACACACAUUUGAUCUUCUUGAAAAUAUUUCUCUUUGAAAACGCCAAGGCUAUGAAGAGAACUGUUGUUGAUAAUGAGAUUGUGAUAGUUGGAGGUGGUAUAUGUGGUCUUGCUACAGCCCUAGCUCUUCAUAGGAAGAGAAUAAAAAGUUUGGUGUUAGAAAAAUCAGAGGAGUUGAGAGCAACCGGGGCAGCUAUAAUCGUGCAAGCUAAUGGAUGGCAUGCACUUGAUCAGCUUGGUGUUGGCUCAAUACUUAGACAAACUGCCAUUCAAAUACAUGGGGGGAAAUUCAUAUCACUUAGUGAGGAUGAGUCAAAAGAAGCACCAUUUGGGAUUAAUGGAGAAUUUCGGUGCUUAAAGCGCACUGAUUUGAUCAAAGCCAUCGCCAAUUGUUUGCCACAUGAAACUAUACGUACCGGUUGUCAAGUACUUUCCAUAGAAUUAGAUCCAGUAACAAAAUAUCCACAGCUUUUGCUUAGCAAUGGAAGUAUCCUUCAAGCCAAGGUUGUUAUUGGAUGUGAUGGUGUGAAUUCUAUGGUUUCAAAUAUGGUUUCGCUACACCCGACAAAGCUCUUGCGUUUCUCUACAUGUGUUGCUCGAGGCUUCACAAAGUAUCAAAAUGAUCAUCAAUUUCCUAGUGAGUUUGUUAUGAUAAGCCGAGGUCAAGUUCAACUUGGAAGGAUCCCGAUUACUGACAAACUUGUUUACUGGUUUGUAACAAGGCUCAGCACUUCUCAAGAUUCAAUAAUUUCGAAAGAUCCGGUUCUUAUUAGACGAUCGUUAUUGGAAUCGAUUGAGGAUUUUCCGGUACACGCAAUGGACAUGAUACACAAUUGCAAGUUGAGCUCUUUGCAUCUCACUGACUUGAAGUAUCGUCCACCUUGGGAUUUACUUCUUAACAGAUUCAAUAAGGGAACAACAGUGGUUGCUGGUGACGCGAUGCAUGCCACUGGUCCGUUCAUGGCACAGGGUGGCUCGACUUCCAUUGAAGAUGCUAUUGUUCUUGCUAGAUGUCUAGCAGAGAAGAUGGAUAAUACAACAGAUGCAAUAGCUGAGAGAAAUGAUAUAGAGGAAGCAUUUGAUAAAUAUGCAAAAGAAAGGAGGAUGAGAAUAUUUUGGCUCUCUUUGAAUACUUUUCUUGUUGGAAAAAGACUUGAUACAAAAUCAUGUAUAGUUAGAUCUAUAGUUUUUGCAAUGGUGUUUGUUCUCUUUAGAGAUCCAGAUGGGCAUUCACGCUAUAAUUGUGGAACUCUAUAAUAUUUAAAAUUACGAGCAUGUCCUAUAAGAGAGCAUUUGCCAUCUACUAUCAUGAUUUCAAAGAGGAUGUAGAUCUAAGUUCUAAAUUUUAUGAAUAAAUUGCAGUGAUAUAUCUUAUAGAAGCAUAGAUUCACUUUUUCAACAAACACAUUGUAGUAGAUGGAUGCAUUGUUACAUUGCGAUUCAUAACAGAUGAACCAAACCCUAACAGUGCAACUACUACAAAACAGAAUUACAUAAUAUCAAAAUCUAAGCCCUCUCGCCUCUGAUUCUUCGAGCGAGUUGAAUAUCCUUAGGCAUGAUAGUGACUCUCUUUGCAUGAAUGGCACAGAGGUUGGUAUCUUCAA